AUGGUCGAAGUCAAGUUGCACCCGGUCGCACAGAGGUCCAAGCCUUGUCACGCUGCGGUUGCUGCUCAAGAGGAGCGCGACGCGAUCCUGGCCACCCCGCUCUUCCCUCAAAUCGAGACCCUGAUUGAGAGCGGCACGAACGCCCCGACCAAGAGUGCUCAUCCCCCUUCAAGCGUCAAGAUGACUACUCGACCUGCCUCGUCGCCGAUCCGACACUCGUCGCUGCGCGCCGCCAAGUCGUCGUCGUCGUCCAACUUUACCGGCGGUGCCAACGUCGCGCCCGUCUUCACCCCUCGCCAUGGACUACAAAUCGAUGCCACCCAAUUUCCCCUUCUGUCGACUCGCAACAACGUCCCUCCUAUCCGAGUCCUCACCGCUGAUGAUUAUGCACGCCUGCAAGCAACCUACUCGAAGCAACGUCUGCCCGAGGACGUGCUGUUCCCUUGGUCGCACGGCAGCGCUGAUAUCCCCCACUCGGCAGCGAGCCAGUACUUUGGCUUCGCCAAGGGCACAGCCGCUCGAGCACCCAGGUCAGUACCUUCUCCCUUUGAUUUCGUUCGCUCGGAGCACGUGAAAUUUUCUUCUCGACAUGGCUUUCCCUUUCGAGGUGCUUUGUGGUCCGUCGUCGCCGCCGACGCCGGCGGUUGCGCGCGCGUCCCUCCUGCCCGCGCUCGCUGCGCGUAACCCGCCGGCGCUAAAUCGUUCGACUUGUCCGACGCGCCGUGCCUGAGUCGCGCGCCGCCUCAAUUUGAUGAAAGGGGACCGACCGCCAGGACGCGCGACGCAUGCCCCAUGACUGUUACCACCAGAGGCUCGCACCUGUAGCAUCGGAUAGAUCCAACCCAUGAUCGUGUUCGCCCAGACCUUGUGGUCCACUCGCUGAUCUCGCAUCUUUCCUCUUCGCCUCCGUAGCUACCGCGGAUUGACGACCGUCCACUGCCCCCCGCCAGUGACGCCGUGCUCGACUUCGGCACCUUCUCGCCGACGAGGGCUCAUCUCUUCUUUCGCCUCGUGGUCCACCAACUCGUCGACGCACUCGUCUUCAUCCUCGGUCUCCUCUACCUCGAGCGAAGACUCGUCCUCGUCCUCGGCAUCGGCCUCUCCUUCGCCCUCGCUCCAUUCUGCAACGCCCACCUGCCGCCUCGUCUCUUCCCUGCCCCUAUCUUCGAUUAUCUGUGCGUCGACAAACUCGUUCGCUCUGCCCGCACCGGAGACUUUCCAAACCGUCAACUUGCGCCAUUUUGCGCUGCAAGCGGCCAAGUACGCGACCAUCAGUGAUAUCGUCGUCUAUGGAGAGAACGGCGCCGAGUCCCACGUCAUCGAUGCGGCGGCGCGAGUCGCGGAGGCUCAGGAGCGUGAACAUCGUCGUCGAGGCGGGGACGCCGCCGGUGCGAUUCAGUACAACGUCUACAUCAUUGCCGAUCCCUUCGUCACAUUUGAGCAACGUUACCCGACGAUCGUCGGCAUCGACUCGAAUGGUUUCGUGAGGAACAAGCUCAACUUCUUUGAGCGCGAGCGAGAGGAGAUGCGCGUCCUCACCCAGGCGAGCGAGAUCUUGCCCAACGUUUGGCUCGGUAACGCUCAGGAUGUUCCCCAAGCACCGUACGCCCAGGCCUUGUCGAACGACUCGAGCUCAUCUUUGCUUGACGACGGCAACCCACUCUCCUUCUCUAUUUGCAUCGAAGCGCACGACCAAGCCGCCAACGUCUCCGCCGCAAUCUUGCGCGACGCGGACCGCAACCUCAACGAUCUCGAAGCGCAGGGUCAGGCCUACGAAGAGGUCCGCCAGUUGCUCGACGACGAGAUCGAUACAACGGCUUCUCAACUCGGUGAGGAGCGCGUCAAGAUCCUCCGACCCCAUGUUCACGACCUCGUGCACUUUGAAUGCCCCUCGACGAGCACCAACUGCGUCGCGCCCAACUCGUCCAGCCACACAACGAAGCGAGCGCAGACGCAAUUUGUCAACGCGCUCGUGGAGCUCGCGGUUUGGAUGCGCCGCCAAGCUUGCCCCGAUGACACGUCGCGCUUGCCUCGAAGGAUCUUGCUGCACUGCGGCGAUGGCUACACCGAAAGCUCGCUUCUGGCAGUGACCUACGUCAUGGUCGCCGGUGGGGGUCGCAACGCCGCCGAGGCCUACCUUUACCUCCAAGAGUCGGCCCAGCGCAGCUUCUACAUCUAUCCCCAGGACUACCAGCUCUUGCCGAUGAUCGAGCGCCGCGUCAUCGACGUUUUGUGCCGAGAGGAGCAGGAGUGGCUUGCGACGCGCAAGAGUAUGUCGUGGCAAUUGACGGCCUCUCCCAUGGCGCCGUCAAGGUCCUCUUCGGUAUCGUCGAUCAAUGGCGGUGGAGAGGAGCUCACCAGCACCGGCAUGGAGCGCAGUGACUCGGGCUACGUCUCCAACUCGAGCACACCAACCAAGACCUCCAAAUUCGUGCAGGCCGUGCGAGGAGCGCUCUCUUCCAGCAGCAGCAACAGUUGCGACGACGCCGAAAUGAGACCUCGGUCCCCUUCACCCGAUGCCGAACUGGCACAGCAAUGGUUCUCCUCCAAGCCUCGGCCUUCGAACACCUCGAACAGCCCGUGGUUCUACGCCCCAAUGUUCGAUGGUCACUUUCCUAGCCGGAUCUUGCCUUUCCUUGUGAGUACACAGCCCAGAGCGCGCGCAGCGAUCUCCGUGUCCUAAGACUUGAAGCUGACCACUCUCGUCACUUUCGCAGUACCUUGGCAACCUGAACCACGCCAACAACGCCUUGAUGCUCAAGAAGCUCGGUAUCACCCACGUAGUCUCGAUGGGCGAAUCGGCGCUCACGCCCCCUCGUCCGCCACCAGUUGGAGCCGCCGGGUCCAACGAGACACACACGAAUUCGCUGUGGCUCGAAGAAAGACUCGGCAACAUCAGCGUGCUGGACAUGAAGAAUGUCGCCGAUGACGGCAUCGAUUCGAUCCGUCCUUACAUCGACCAAGCACUCGAGUUCAUCGACCAAGCGCGUUGGACCGGCGGCAAGGUCUUGGUCCACUGCCGCGUCGGCGUCUCGCGCAGCGCGUCGAUCGUCAUUGCUUAUCUCAUGAAGCACAUCGAGCUCGAUCUCGCUUCGGCGUACUUGCUCACGCGCUCGCGUCGACUCAACAUCCUCAUUCAACCCAACUUACCGUUCUUCGCGACGUUGCACACCUUUGAGGCAGACCUACUCGCGGACAAGGACGGACGCAUCGCUCGUCGCGAGAUCGCGCCCGACGAUGAUAGCGAUCAACAUCUCGGUCGUGCCGGCCUGAAACGCUCGAAUCGGGUUGCAUGGUCGUACCUGUGCUCCUCGGUUGCUUCUCUUAACGAGAGGUUCCUCUGCUAG
Molecule: messenger RNA, 3347 nt
Organism: Microbotryum saponariae
Lineage: Eukaryota; Fungi; Basidiomycota; Microbotryomycetes; Microbotryales; Microbotryaceae
Source: the annotation of a GenBank genome assembly